AGGAAGUGCUUCCGGGGCCCGGGGCCCGGCUGAGGUACCCGUGGUUACGCUGUGGUGAGAGGCGGUGGCGGUGCUCCGAGCGAGGCCUGAGGGCCUGCCGGCGGGGGCGGCAGCGACGGGGACUUUCUGGCCGGAACAAACCAAAAACUGCUUGUAGAAAUAAGGAAGAUCUCUCAGACUUCUGGCACGUGUAAAAAGUGGGUAGUGGCUCACAUGUCACAGGAUGGACCGGUCGCACUCUAGGUCCCCCAGGUGGAAACGCAGGUCUUUAUCACCAGUACCUAGAAAUUCUGAACACUACAAGCAAAGACAUUCCCAUGGGCAUUAUGGCUGUGAAUACAGAAAGGAACCAGAAAGACCCAUCACUUGGAGAAUAGACAAUGAUAAAUAUGGACAGAGUAAACCAAGGAUUCCUUCUCAUGGAAAUGUGUAUUAUAGAUCUUAUGAACAUAGAUCACCUUCUCCAAACAUAAGAAGAAACUUUUUAGAAGAUGCUUAUAAUUAUAAUCCUUACCGAGUACAUUUACCAGGAAGAGCGGAUGAUAACAGAGGAUCUCAGUAUAUCCCCAAAUACUUAGAAAGUGUACGCUACAAAGAGCACCAGAGGGAUUGUUAUCCUGAGGAAGUACAAGGAAGGUAUAUUCCUUAUGACCAUAGAAUUCAAGGAAGUGGAAAAGGAGGGAAAUCAGCUCAGAGGCCAAUAGAAAAUUCUUUUAGAGUCAAAGGGAAGUGGUGUGAAGAUGAGUUGAGGCACCAGAGGAUACAAGAUGAAAAAUAUUCUCAGUCAUUUCGAAGAGGCUCUGAAGACUUUGAAGAAAGGAACUCUUUUCAGAAGAGGUAUCCUGAGGAUCGUGAUUUUGGAAAGUAUGGAUACACAUCAAAAAGACCACAAGACGUGGAGAGGUAUGAAAACAGAGAGCCUGCCAGGAGCCCACAGUGGAAGUCAAGGCAUUCUCUUCCAUCUUACCAAGAAAAGAAAGGUCAGUGGAACCUUGGACCCCAAACACAUUGGCAUGCCCAGAGGGAUGUCCCAGAGACCGGUUCAGCAACCAAGGUAUCCUGUGACUAUCGCCAGAAGCAUCGUAAGACCUCAGAUGGGGACUACGACUUUUCUGUUGGAAGAACUCAGAAGUACUCUAAGGAUGGAGAUAGAAAAUACAGUUCUCCAAAAGGCUCUGUAAACAGAGAGGUCACUUUUUUUAAUACUGGAAGAGGAAGAGAGACUGAAGGUGGGCAAGUCAAAGAACCUUUUAAACCAUUGAAGAAAGAGUUCCCAAGCUGCCCUCAUUCAAGUAAAAGUGAUGUUGCUUUGAAACCCUGCAACAACAACUGGAGGGACAAAAUAAAGAGAGGAAAGAAUGGCAGAGAAGACAGCGACUCUUCGAGUGACCAACUUGAUAAAAGUAUACAACUUUCUGAUGUGAAACAUUCAUCUGCCCAUCUUAGGAAGAAAUCACUUACAGUAAAUACAUCCAGCUGUUCCACAGAGAGACAGAUGUCACAUGAUUUGGUUGCUGUUGGCAGGAAAAGUGAGAACUUUCAUCCAGUGUUUGAACAUCUUGACUCAACUCAGAAUACUGAAAACAAACCUACAAGAGAAUUUGCUCAGGAAAUCAUAACCAUAAUCCAUCAAGUUAAAGCAAAUUAUUUUCCAUUACCUGACAUUACUCUACAUGAGCGUUUCUCAAAAAUGCAAGACAUGCAAGCUACAGAUGAAAAUGAAAUUAAAUCAAAUUCAGAUCCAGAAAUUCACAGGAGAAUAGAUAUGUCUUUGGCUGAGCUUCAGAAUAAACAAACUAUGGUAUAUGAACCAGAACAGACUCUGGUCAAAAUAAUAGAACCAAAUGACCUACGACAUGACAUUGAAAGGAGGAGAAAAGAACGGUUACAGAAUGAAGAUGAGAACAUUUUUCACAUAGCUAGUGCUGCAGAGAGGAAUGAUCAGAAUUCUCAUUUUCCAAGGCUGAGGAAUACUAAUGCUGAUGGAUUCCAAAAACCUACAUGUUUUAUAAAAUCGAAUUUUAGAAAAUUUACUCAGAAACCUUACAUGAAUUAUCAUAGUAUGCAGGGAAAAGGCAUUACUAACAAACCAUUUGGAGUUGAGGCAAACUAUCAAAACUCAAGAGGCUUUAGAAGACCUUUUAAGAACAACUUUACAGGUGGCAAAUUCCAGCCCCGUUAUAAAUCAGGCCUAGUACAGAAGAGCUUGUACAUUCAGGCUAAAUAUCAGCGUUUACGGUUUGCUGGUCCAAGGAGGGGAUUUAUCACUAAUAAAUACAGAGAAAGAUUACUGAGGAAGAAAAAGGAAUAUACAAACAUUGCCACAGCCGUCUAAUCUGGAAUUGUUACAGAUGGAAAUGACACUACAGGACGAUAUUUGGGAGCAUCUCUUUUUGUCAGGAGUUAGACUUGGCACUAGAGCUCUAAUAAAGUAACUUUCUUGUUAAAAUAACUAUUUUUUUCGUAGUGGAAUGCUUCAACUUUUUUACAUUUAACAGUUCCUUUUAAAUUACAAUAUUCAAUUUAAAAGUUGUAUUAAGUACAAUUUCCUUUGCAAAAAGUCUCAAAAGGGCAUUAUUUGUUGAUGCAUUUUUCUCUGAGCAUAGUUUCAUAGAGAACUUAAUUAUAUCCAGAUAUUUAUAUGUCAAAAGUUUUGCUUAUGUAAUAAUAACAAAUAUCUGAAUUGUAUAGUGUCUGUACAUGAAAGAACUUUAAACAGCGGCCUUAUGGUAGCAAAUUUUAUACCAGAUUUUUCUUUUUCUGAUGACACUUAGGUUUAUAACUUGAAGUUUUCCUAAGUUUCUGAAGAUUACAUCUAUAUAGUCCAUACAUUUCAUAUUAUGAUAUAAGAAGGCAAGAGAAAAGGUGCCUCAAAUUUUCCAUCAGGUAGUUAUGAGUGCACUGAAUUUUUAGUAAUUGGUUCAUUCAGUUUUUUCCACAAUUAUUUGCUCUUUUCCAAGUUCAAAAUGCUAUUGUGGAAAAUAUGUAAAGAUUUUGUAAUAUUUAUUCCAUCUUACUUUCCCUCAGGGCAAGUUUGUGCAUAUCAUAUUUUUAAAGGCUUUUUAAAAAUCAGACAAAAUCUCCAUGUUUGGAAAUUGUACUUUACUACUACAGCAUUAUACAUUUUGCAAGCACAUAUUACAACGUUUGUUUGCAGUUUAGUUGUAUUGAAUACCUACUAUGUUUAAGAUAAAACUGAAGAUGUUUUAAAUGCUAUUUUAAGCCCCAAUACCUUAUUUCUUUAUGUUCCUGUGUUCUGCCUAACAGAACAUAUACAUUCCGAGUUAAAUUGUUUUGAAAUGUUUACUUGCAAUAAAAUAUUAUUGCUCGUUCUGUU
Messenger RNA from Manis javanica (Malayan pangolin), 3337 nucleotides. RefSeq names its product BCLAF1 and THRAP3 family member 3 (gene BCLAF3). Gene Ontology annotation, cellular component: mediator complex. Gene Ontology annotation, molecular function: DNA binding; transcription coregulator activity. NCBI's taxonomy places the organism in Eukaryota, Metazoa, Chordata, Mammalia, Pholidota, Manidae. Gene Ontology annotation, biological process: positive regulation of transcription by RNA polymerase II. The record is from RefSeq and is a predicted model, not a curated record.